Brassica oleracea var. oleracea is the source of this 1370-nucleotide messenger RNA. Its product is annotated as lipid phosphate phosphatase 1. Lineage: Eukaryota; Viridiplantae; Streptophyta; Magnoliopsida; Brassicales; Brassicaceae. Gene Ontology annotation, biological process: phospholipid metabolic process. Gene Ontology annotation, molecular function: phosphatidate phosphatase activity. The transcript is spliced from 2 exons. Bases 283 to 1254 code for a protein of 323 amino acids. The record is from RefSeq and is a predicted model, not a curated record.
UAAUCUAACGCGACGAAGAAGAAGAGGAGGAAGUUCUAUCAACUCCCCUGUUUCUGUAAACCGUCCAGCAGAAACACGACAAACACCUCUAUCGACGUUUUCCGACAAAAAGUUGCUAAAUUUAAUAAAGACAAAACGCGUCUUCACUCCCAUUCCCAUCCCUCUUCUUCUUCUUCUUCUGCAACUACUCUCAGCUUCUAUUUUUGGUUCCGUUCCGCACUGCGCUUGUAAGCCUCGAUAUCUCCGUAGUGAAGAAGCGUAAUCAAAAUCUUCAUUGUUCCGAUGGUACUUGGAUCGCUUUUCGCUCCUCUCAAGUUCUGGGGAAAUACUCAGGAACAAGAGCCGCAGAGAGGGAGGAUGCAGGAGAUAGAUCUCGGCAUUCACACAAUAAGAAGCCACGGAGGAGGUCUCGCCUCCAAACACAAACACGACUGGAUCAUACUCGUGAUCCUGGUGGCCAUCGAGAUCGGCUUGCAACUCAUCUCUCCUUUCUACAGAUACGUCGGUAAAGACAUGAUGACAGAUCUCAAGUACCCUUUCAACGACAACACCAUCCCCGUUUGGUCCGUCCCAAUCUACGCUGUUCUGCUUCCUAUCAUAAUAUUCGUCUGCUUCUACGUGAAACGAACAUGUGUUUACGAUCUGCACCACAGCAUCAUCGGCUUACUCUUCACCGUUUUGAUAACUGGUAUCAUUACAGACUCGAUUAAGCUAGCAACAGGACGUCCUCGUCCUAACUUCUACUGGCGUUGCUUCCCUGACGGGAAAGAGCUGUACGAUGCUUUGGGCGGUGUGGUAUGCCAUGGUGAACCAGGAGAAGUCAAGGAAGGUCACAAAAGCUUCCCGAGUGGACACACGUCUUGGUCGUUCGCGGGACUUGGCUUCCUCUCGCUUUACUUGUCUGGUAAAAUCAAGGCCUUUAACAGAGAAGGACACGUGGCUAAGCUCUGCAUCGUGUUCGCUCCUCUCCUCGCGGCUUGCCUCGUGGGGAUAUCGCGUGUGGAUGACUACUGGCACCACUGGCAAGACGUAUUCGCUGGAGGUCUCAUUGGUCUCUUUGUUGCUGCUUUCUGUUACCGUCAGUUUUAUCCCAACCCUUACCAUGAAGAAGGAUGGGGUCCCUACGCUUAUUUCGUAGCAGCCCAGGAACGGGGUUCGCAACAAAAUGGUGAUGCGAUGAGGACAAUGUCUCUCCAGGUGGAACCAACGUCUCUUGAAAACAUGGAGUCUGGCACUUCCACUGCUCCAAGAUGAUUUAAUUUUUUUUUCUUUUUGGGCGUGGUGAGUGUGUGUGUGGAUGCUAUAGUUUGCAUGUGUGUGACUUCUACGUGUACUCUUUUACAUUUUGUAAGUAAAUCAACGUUUUUUGA